AUGGUUAGAAUCAGAGGAGGAUCUACUAGUGCCGGACGGUCCUUUAGACUUAGAGAUGAGGACAUUGAGAUUGUGGAACCACCUCCUGUGGCACCUAAAAAGAAAAUUGUGACUCGUGGUAAAGUGAAGCAAACUGCCCAAAGAAAAUUGGUUACUCCAACUGCUAAAUCAUCUGAUAAGCAGAUGGAAGGGCAGAACUCUGAAGGAAACAUUGUUGGUGGAAAUGAGGAACCAGAGCAGGCUACCCAGGGUGAUGAAACUGUCACAAGGUCAUCUGGUAAAAGAAAGAGAACUGGAAAGAGGAGGAGCACUCCCCAAUCCAAGAAAAAACAAUCUGCUGAUCCCUCUGUUGAUCAGCAGGAUGAAGGAAACAUUACUGAGAAUCAGCAAACACCUGAAUCCUUCACCAGGAAAAAUCUUCUUGUCCCUCCAAUACCUGAAAACAAUGCAAAUGUUCAUGGGAAAGAGCCAAGACCUGAGUCCACAGGGCCAACCACUGGUACUGAGACCACACCAGCUUCCAGUUCUCAGCCCAAGGAUAAAGGCAAGGCUCCAGCAACUGAGGAAGCAUAUGAAGAUGAUGAUGAAGAAACUGAGGAAGAAGAGGACCCUGAACAGACUGUGGCUGAGUCUAGAAGGAAAAACUUUCAUGAAACCCCUGCCACUCCUAGGACUCCUCGUGAUCAGUCAGACUGUGUCUCUCCCUUUACCAUUCAUCCUAGAAAGUCUGCCAGCAAGUCUUUCGCAUCCAAUUCUGAAGUCAUCUCCUUGCUUGAAGAUCUCAAACAGCAUGUCUUACUCAUUGAAGAUGAGCCAAGACCUGAGUCCACAGGGCCAACCACUGGUACUGAGACCACACCAGCUUCCAGUUCUCAGCCCAAGGAUAAAGGCAAAGCUCCAGCAAUUGAGGAAGCAUAUGAAGAUGAUGAUGAAGAAACUGAGGAAGAAGAGGACCCUGAAUAG
Molecule: messenger RNA, 963 nt
Organism: Coffea arabica (coffee)
Lineage: Eukaryota; Viridiplantae; Streptophyta; Magnoliopsida; Gentianales; Rubiaceae
Source: RefSeq, a predicted model, not a curated record